Molecule: messenger RNA, 1731 nt
Organism: Engraulis encrasicolus (European anchovy)
Lineage: Eukaryota; Metazoa; Chordata; Actinopteri; Clupeiformes; Engraulidae
Product: CCN family member 1-like
Exons: 5
Coding region: 81-1178 (365 amino acids)
Biological process (GO): cell adhesion; signal transduction
Cellular component (GO): extracellular region; extracellular matrix
Molecular function (GO): heparin binding; integrin binding
Source: RefSeq, a predicted model, not a curated record
CGACCUCAGCAACACAAGCAACAGUGCAGGCAAGGCAAAAACGGAAUAACCUGAAUAACUGUGUUCAAGUCAAACAGGAGAUGUCGAUGCUCUAUUUCACCCUAAUUUUCGUUGGAUGUCUCACAAAGGUGUUCUCAGAAUGUCCUUCAGUUUGCGUGUGCCCACGGGAGACUCCGACGUGUGAACUGGGAGUCAGCUUAGUGACGGACGGAUGCGGCUGUUGCAAGGUCUGCGCGAGGCAGCUGAACGAGGACUGCAGCAGCGUGGAGCCGUGUGACCACGUUAAAGGACUUCAGUGCAACUUUGGAGCUAGCCGGGGCGCAUCUGAAGGCAUAUGUCGAGCUAAGCUCGAAGGAAGAUCUUGUGAGUUCAACAACAAAAUGUACCAAAAUGGAGAGACCUUUACGCCAAGUUGCAAACAUCAGUGCACUUGCAUGGAUGGCGCCGUUGGAUGCAUCCCGUUGUGCCUCCAGGAGCUGUCAAUGCCUGACCUGGGCUGCCAUAACCCCACACUGGUGAAGGUGCCCGGCCAGUGCUGCAGCCAGUGGGUCUGCCAGGACGCAGACAAGACGAAAGCGAAGAAAGACCCGGGUCAAUCAGGUCAAACUGAAGAAAACCUGACAGAGAAAGAUACCUUCUUCCCCAGAUUCAACGGAAAACAUCAAGCAGCAUUCAGAGAACAGCCUGAGAUGCGCAUACUGUCAUCUGGCCUGAAGUGUAUCACUCACUCCACCAGCUGGUCUCCGUGCUCCAAAACCUGUGGCGCAGGCUUCUCCACCCGGGUCACCAACAGCAACCCACAAUGCAAGCUAGUGAAGGAGUCACGCAUAUGCCAAGUGCGCCCAUGCUCCACAUCCCCUCCCACUGGUUUGAAGAAAGGGAAGAAAUGCACUCGCACUGAAAAACUGAAGGAACCCACAAAGCUCAGGCAUGCAGGUUGCAUGAGUGUCCGAAGCUACCAGCCAAAGUUCUGCGGCUCCUGCCUGGACGGACGAUGCUGUGUUCCAGAGCAGACGAGAACGCUGCCUGUGCUCUUCAGGUGUGACAAUGGGGAGACCUUCUCUAAAGAUGUGAUGAUGAUCCAGUCCUGCAAGUGCACCUCGGAGUGCCCGCUGAGGUUUGAGGGACCCCUCCCCAUGCACAGGCUGGAGAAUGACAUACAUGAGUUUGACGAGUGAUCCACUCUGAUUCACAUUGGUGUGUGUGUGUGUGUGUGUGUGUGUGUGAGUGUUAGUGCGUGUAUGUGUUUAGGGAAGUGGGGUGUUUUGAACAUGAAGGAUUUGGUCAAACAUCGAAAUACACGUGAUUCUUAUUUCUCCAUAUUGGAGCUAAACAGAAUUGACUUCACAUUGAAGCAUGAUAUUGGGUUACAUUAAGAACCCCAAAUUUCUGUUAUGACACAUAUGGUUUGUUUAGAAACAACAGAUUAUCUUGUGACUGUAUAUUUUGUAGCAUUCAGACAUUCUGCCAGGAUAACAUCUGCGAUGCUGGUUAAGGGCAUGCAAAGCAAAAUGAAAGCAAUGUAUUUCUGCCACCUAGACACCUCUGUGUAUUUGAAUGCCUUUUAUUGUUUUUUUUUCCAAUUAUUUAUUUAUGAGAGUAUUUUUGUAUUUUUAUUUCUAUUUUUCCUGUGCUUUGCUUUUGUGGUGUGAAUAAACAAUUAUUUAUGAAAAAAAUAUGUCUGUGCUGCAUCCUUCCAGCCCAGAGGCACGAACCCCAUCCUCCCAUACA